Molecule: messenger RNA, 585 nt
Organism: Loa loa (African eye worm)
Lineage: Eukaryota; Metazoa; Nematoda; Chromadorea; Rhabditida; Onchocercidae
Exons: 1
Source: RefSeq, a predicted model, not a curated record
UCAUGUUUUUUACUUACUAUAUUUGUACAUGUUUUAUUACUUUAAUUUUGCAUGCUUUUUACAUUGUUUCGCAUACUUUACUACUUACUUACUGCAUGCCUUUUACUUACAUUAUUUUUGCAUAUAUUACUUACUUUAUUUUUGCAUGCCUUUUACCUAAUUUGUUUGCGCACAUCAUUGCUUGUUUUUUUUGCAUGUCGUUCACUUACUUUAUCUUUACAUAUUUUAUUAUAAGCUUUAUUUUUAAAUAUAUCUUUACAUUUUUUUGUUUUUUCUUUAUUUUUUUUACUCACUUUUCUUUUGCAUGAAUCAUCACCAAGUUUAUUUUUGCAUGCCUUUUAUCUCUUUUAUUUGUGCUUAUCAUGUUUAUUUUAUUUUUGCAUGCCUUUCAUUUACUUUAUUUGUUCAUAUUUUGCCAACAACUUUAUUUUUGCACGCCUUUUACUUACUUUAUUUUUACACAUUUUAUUAGUUACUAUAUUUUUGCAUGCGUUUACUUACUUUAUUUUGACAUUUUUCAUCAUAAACUUCAUUUUUGAAGGCUUUUUACUCAUUUUCCUUCCACAUCUGUUAUUAUCAACUUUA